AUGUUGAACUUGGGGCACGACGAGUCAGACCGCUUUGAGCAGAACCCCAGAGGCAGCCGCGGCACCCCCUCUCAGCUCCGGCCCGCCCGGCACAGCCCGACAGACCGCGCUCCGCUGCCGGCGAGGCGCUGCGCCGGACACCGACACUCGCUCGCUCGCUCGCUCGCUCGCUCCCUCCCCGGCCAUGCGCUGUGCGGCGGCCGCGGGCUGCCAGUGGCGGGCACCUCCCCGAGGUGUCCCCCGCUGCCCCCGCUGCCGCUGGACGCAGGACACCCUGCGGAGCCGGGCAGGCUCUGGGACACCCCGAAGCGGCGGGGAGGGCUGCCCCCGCCGUGGCUCUCGCCCACCCUGUCCCCGGAGCCGGUGGCCUCGCCCCCGUGCCCGGACUCCGCGUCCCAGCCCUCGGAUGCCGGACUGGGGCUGGACUCCACACACAGCACGACCUCUGGCAGCGGAGGGCGUGAGUGCCAGCCCACGGUGCCCCCGCCGAGCAACCCCUCGCCCUCCCCUGCCUCCACGGGCACCCAGCGCCCGGGCUCAGCCUUGCUGGGAGGCUUCGAGAAAAUGAUCCUGAGUUGCAGCAGACUCCUCCAAGGCCCAAAGCUCCACCUGCGGAGGAUUCGCUCCUUGCCACCGUGUGCUGUGGAAGCCAGCCAUCUGAAGGACAUCUCCCGCUCCGGGGAGUUCAACGUCCGCAGGGGCCGAGUGCGGAAGGCCAGCAGGGAGCCCGAGGAUGAGGACUUUAUCCCCAAGAAGCUGCCGAGGCUGGACCAGCAGAGCCGGCUGGCCGCCGGCUUCAGUGGGGCUGCCAGGAGGGACCCCCUGGCCACAAGACCCUGCUCCACUUCCAGCCUGCUGCCGCCCUGGCAGAGUGAUGCCACCGUGCCCCGGGGCACCGCUGAGAACGUGCUGACCUCGAGGAUGACGAGGAAGGAGGAGGCAGAGCUGCCACACGGCUCUCCCCACUGGCGUCCGGGGAAGCGCCGGCAGUGCCGGCAGCUCUUCUGCCCGUCGCCCUCGGGGACCAGCAGGGCCAUCAGGCCCAACCUGAAGCGGGCACACCCCUGCGAUGAGGACACCCCUGUCAAGGCCAAGAAGCCCAGGACGGGGACCGGCAGCCCCUGCCAGGAGGCGUCGCUGGAGCCGGAAGAGGGGCUGCAGCGUUGCAGGUCUGCCCAGCGUGCGGAGAUCGAGAGCCCGCUGGACAACGAUGACCAGGACCUCAUCGGGGACUUCUCCAAGGCUCACCUCCUGCCGACGGUGGAGGGGAAGGACCCCGGCCUGAAGUACAUCUCCCCUGACACGCUGGUGGCGGUGCUGACGGGGCAGUGGAGCAGCUUCCUCGAGAGCAGCAUCCUCGUGGACUGUCGCUACCCCUACGAGUACGAGGGGGGCCACAUCAAGGGUGCUGUCAACCUGCCCCUGCAGCGCGAUGUGGAGCGAUUCCUGCUGGAGCAGCCCAUCCUGCCCCUGCACCCCAGCAAGAGGGUGAUCGUCAUCUUCCACUGCGAGUUCUCCGCUCACCGCGGGCCCAAAAUGUGCCGCUUCCUCAGGGAGAAGGAUCGCUCCUGUCACGAGUACCCCCAGCUCCACUACCCCGAGCUCUAUGUCCUGAAGGGCGGCUACCGGGACUUCUUCCUGCGGUACCCGGCACUCUGCGAACCGCAGGACUAUCGGCCCAUGGAGCACGGCGCCUUCCAGGAGGAGCUGCGCCAGUUCCGCUGCCAGAGCCGGCCCCGGGCGGCAGAGCGCAGCCGGCGGGACUUCUGCAGCCGCCGCCUGCCCCGCUGAGCGCUCGGGGGCCCGCAGCCCCUCCGUGGGCAA
Messenger RNA from Myiozetetes cayanensis, 1824 nucleotides. RefSeq names its product M-phase inducer phosphatase 2-like. Gene Ontology annotation, biological process: positive regulation of G2/MI transition of meiotic cell cycle; protein dephosphorylation; G2/M transition of mitotic cell cycle. The record is from RefSeq and is a predicted model, not a curated record. Gene Ontology annotation, molecular function: protein tyrosine phosphatase activity. Gene Ontology annotation, cellular component: nucleus; cytoplasm. NCBI's taxonomy places the organism in Eukaryota, Metazoa, Chordata, Aves, Passeriformes, Tyrannidae.